AUGGAGAAACAUGGCGAAGGAAAACCGAAACAACCUAUUAUGUUUGAUGGAAUGGCAUUGCCACCAUUUCCUCCCCUUGUAAAAGAUGCAGAGAAAAGAUUUGAAGAAAUAAGAGAUCUGGAAUGUAGAAAAGAUGACGUACUGUUGGUUAUCUAUCCGAAAUCAGGGACGCACUGGGUCUGGGAAAUCGUCUGCAUGUUACUAAAAAAGAAAGCCGAAUACAUGAAGGAAUGCAAAGAGUUUUUCUUUUUGGAAGCUAUACCAGACAUGAGUGUAGUUCAUAAUCUUGCCUCUCCAAGACCGCUGAACACGCAUGUUCCCUACAGAUGGCUACCAAAGCAACAUAUAGAAAAUGGCGGAAAGAUUGUCCAUGUUCUGAGAAACCCUAAAGAUGUUGCCGUGUCGAUGUUUCAUCACUUUAACAAUACUAUGGCAUUUGGUGAACCUACAGACUUCAAGACGUUUUAUGAGAGAGUUUUCAUGGGUCCAGUUCAGCCAUUUGGAGGCUGGUUUUCAUAUGAAAAGGAAUUUGAGCAAGCAGAAGCAAAAGACACACAUUCUGCUAUUUUCACAUUGUAUUAUGAAAGUUUAAAAAAGCAUCCAGUGGAGGAAACCAAAAGGCUAGCCAAAUUUUUAAACGUUGAUGUGAGCGAUGAAGUUAUAACUGAAAUAGUCGACAAGUGUAGUUUCAGAAAGUUGAAGCAAGCCAAUGACACAAUGAAAGAAUUUUUAGAAUUUCCAAAUACCAAAGUAAAAUCUAAGGAAACUAUGUCGAAAUUGUAUCGGAAGGGAGAGAUUGGGGAUUGGAAGAACCAUUUUACAGUGGCUUUGAAUGAACACUUCGAUGCAGUAUUCAAAGAGGAAAUGAAAGACUCUAAAAUUCAAGUGCAAUAUGAAUAAAAAAAAUCAUAAUUAAUACACACAAAUGAUUAGCAUUGCUUGAAUUUUAUAUCCGUGUAUGUCCAGUCAAAGACAAUGCCCAUCUGUCAAAGAGUGAAAUAGAAAAUAUGAACUUUUUAAAUUCUCGUAAAAUAUGGAUCGAUAUACUAUACUAUUAUGCAAAUGUUACAGGGUUUUCAACUUUCUCGUUUAAACUCAGCAUUUCGAAAUUUCUUUGGUCGUUCCAAAUACAAGCUUAAGUCUGCAGUUCUAUUUUGACUGACACGUUUCCGACCAUUUUUAGGAUCAGAGAUAGCAAAUUAAACUGUUGAUUUGUGUUUCUCUGUUUGACCAAAUUAUUUGUAGAGGACUUAAGAGUUUGCUUUCUGUCGUUGUUGCUGUUCAGGGACAUAUAUAUGUAUCACUUUUAGAUUCCUUAUUUACCAGAUUAUCCUAAAGGAACAGAGUGAUUUUCACCACUUGGAGGCUAAACCAAGGAAGUCGAAUGUAUGCAGUUAUGUAUAUGUACAUAUUAGACAUCCAUAAAGAUACAAUUAAAAAAGUUUUUAUUUCUUUU
This is a messenger RNA of Saccostrea echinata, 1456 nucleotides long. Its product is annotated as sulfotransferase 1E1-like. The transcript is spliced from 5 exons. Gene Ontology annotation, biological process: sulfation. Bases 1 to 900 code for a protein of 299 amino acids. Gene Ontology annotation, molecular function: sulfotransferase activity. The record is from RefSeq and is a predicted model, not a curated record. NCBI's taxonomy places the organism in Eukaryota, Metazoa, Mollusca, Bivalvia, Ostreida, Ostreidae. Gene Ontology annotation, cellular component: cytoplasm.